Dermacentor andersoni is the source of this 3596-nucleotide messenger RNA. RefSeq names its product inhibin subunit beta (gene Actbeta). Gene Ontology annotation, cellular component: extracellular region. Lineage: Eukaryota; Metazoa; Arthropoda; Arachnida; Ixodida; Ixodidae. The record is from RefSeq and is a predicted model, not a curated record. Gene Ontology annotation, molecular function: growth factor activity; cytokine activity.
AUGUCCGGUCAGAGUGACCUUGCGAGAGCGAGCUUCUGGUGCGACGCAGGGCUGACGGUGAACGGCCACGUGCUGCUGGACUUCCACCAGAACCCCGACCGGCCCACGCACCGGCUUCGCGUGGUGUCGGCCUCGCUGUGGCUCUACGUGCGGAGCCGCGGCUCCUCCUCGGCCGGCAACCGGACGGCCACCCUGUACGUGUUCCGGGUGGCCGAGUCCAACAGCAGCAGCGCCCCGCUCAGCGGAGGCAUGGACCUGCUGGCCGCAGUCGAGGUGGACGCCAGCGCCGCCUCGCACGGCUGGAGGCGCGUGGACCUGCGCGCGGCCGUCCAGCACUGGUUCGCCCCCGCGGCGGGCCACCACGGACACGACGCUCGCAAGAAGCUCACGCUGCUCGUCGACUGCGUGGGCUGCGGACCAGCUGGCAUACAGGUGGCGCAGUUCGAGCGGCGGCAGCGGCGUCGACCCUUCCUGGCCGUGGCCACCGAGGCACUGGUGUCGCGGCGGCGCGGCCGGCGGUUCACCAUCACGUGCGGCGAAGGGGUGACGCAGUGCUGCAAGCAGUCGCUGUACGUGAGCUUCGAGGACCUCGGCUGGGACGAUUGGAUCAUCGCCCCCAAGGGCUACUUCGCCAACUACUGCAUGGGCGAGUGCGCGGGCCGGCCCCGGACGCCCGACAUGUUCCGCUACUUCCACGCACACGUGCUCGAGGAGUACCGGCUGCGCAACCCGUACGCCUCCGUGUCGCCCUGCUGCGCGCCCACCAAGCUGUCGCCCAUGUCGCUCAUCUACUUCGACCGAGACCACAACAUCAUCAAGUCGGACCUGCCCAAGAUGAUUGUCGACGAGUGCGGCUGCACGUAGCGCUCGCCUGCGUAGGACUCCAAGAAAUUCUUUCACGUCUCCUCCCACCGCGACGACCCCCCCCCCCCUUCCCCCAUCAACCUCGGUGUGGACGGCUCGCUCCCCCCUCCCCCCGAACCCUUGUGUCCCGGAUUCUGUGAUACGCUGCGGAUGUCGCCUCCUCCUCGCCCUCCUUCCUCUGCAGGAGAAGGCGGAAAGGUGCGCUCGCUACGGUGCGUUCUUCUAGUCAGUCGUCUCCGCCGCCAGGUUGCGCUCUCCUCCCACCAGCUUCAAGUGCACCGCCGGAACACGCAAUACGUUGUCCUCGGUGCGGUGCUGCAUACCUGUGCUCUCGACGUGGAGUGGCUACCGUCGCGUCCGGGCGGACGAUGCCGCCGUCUCCCGCUGAGCGCCGACGACUCGGCGGCGAGACAGUUCGCCGCGCCGUCGCGGUGGUGGUUGUUGUCCGUAUUGUGAGUGAGUGUUGUGAGGGCGCGCAGGCUCGUCGCCGUGCGGCUCGCUGUGUGUGUUCGGGGCCCCCCUCCUGGUCCCCCAAAGGUUGUGCUCGCGACGAGGUCCAGACGGGCCGCAUUACGUGACCCCGCGCGCGUAUUUGCGCGGGUUGCCCAAAACAUGUUUUAGAGGACUGUUACGUAUGUUCGCGUUGUUGUUGUUGUUCUUUUUUUCUCUCUCUCUCUCUCUUGCUCUAAGUCUUCUUUUUUGACCAAUUGCUCGCAAAUGUUGGAACACGAAGGACCAAUAUCAAAACGGGUUUCUGCUGUUUUCGGAGGUCAUUUGAGUCGACGUAAACGGCGCGUCAGACCUGUAAGGGUCAGUUAUUCCAGUAGCUAAUCAGUUUUUAUGACGCGCCGCUAGCGCAUCACUAUUCUGCCCUAAGCUAUCACCAGCCCUCAUUCCUAGAGUUUGCGCCCUUGCAGGAUACAUGAUAACUUAUUUUGCAUGAUUUUUCCGCCAGAGCUCCGCAAUUGUUCGCUUGCUUUUGUUUAGAACUCGGCGAAGUGCGAUAUCCGGCACAUAGUCACUUUCUCCAUAACAUUAUGCGAAAUGAUGUUACAGCACUCUGCGAAGCCGCACCUAAUAACGGUCUCUUCUAGCCGAGGCAGCUGAGAUUGCCUCUCUCAUUUCCAUCGUUAACAACGCGUAUUGGUUUGGUCCCGCGUCGCCCAACAACUUGCAGUAGCAAUGGUGAAGGAAUCUCGUCAUCCUACAUGUAUACCGAGGUUGCUGCGCCGCGUUGUUAUACGCGCAAGUUCAUUCAUUGCCGACCGCUGCUCGAACACGUCGUCCCCGCGGGUCGACGACGAGUUGAUCGCAAUGCACCGCGGAGGAGGACGUACACGCUAUGUAGGCACCCAUGUCGAUACUGCUCCCUCAACUUGUGCGCACUACUAUUAUUAUAUGUCUCCUCGCCCUGUACAUAGCCUGUUUCUAUCAUGCGCCAGCAGUAUAAGCGGCGUUUCACCACCGCUGCCGAUCUGCGAGGGGAUGACUUUGUCAACGAAAGGAGCGCCACAAGGCUUAUAACGAUAGCAUCUGAUUGAGUGCGUGCUUUCUUCUUCUUCUUCUUCUACUCUCUUUAUUUUGACCGCAGAAUAACAUUUCAAUUGGCGAGUGUUGCCGGUUUGGGCAAGCAAAGUCGCGGUUACGAAAACAAGCGCCGUGUGCACGUAUUUAUGUCUUGUGUCUGUGUCCUUGCUAAAGAUGGUAGAAUACCUUUACGAUGCGCCAUACCAACAGCCCCAAAUGCCUAACCUGGAGUCUCAAUGCCUCCAACUUCCAGGCUCGGCGCGAUCAAAGCGCGAACCCGAUGACCGACGCUGCAACGCUUGCGAACCCACCCACUUUGUCCGUGAGAGCUGUCGGUCCAGUCCAGUGACGUGCUUCACACCUCGAGAGAUCAAAUAGCCCGUGGUACCUAUGCGUAACGUUACGAGUGGCCGUGCUGCAGACUCUUCAGCACAGACGCACUGUGCGGCGCGCCUUUCGCUAGCACAGCCUUCAUCCCUCGCAGAGUUCGGUCUGUUCGUUGCCAUCCAUGUUUCGCCUCUCGCUGAUAGCGCGCUGCGUAGAGCAGGGUUACUCUCUCCGGAUGCGGAACAUGCAACGGAGGUUGUCGUUGAGCGAUUAAUUUAUACCGGUGAAAGUUUGUCGGUUAAGUGUUCAAAGUAAUGGUCUGUAGGGAAGGUCUCGCGGGCUGCUCGCUGCGGUGCGCAGCUCGUUUCCGUUCUUUAAUGCCGUGUGCCUGAAAUUUAUAUUGAGGGUGAGAACAAGUGCCAUAUCGUAGUUAAUGAGUUGAGUGACGGAGGGAGGACACUACUACGAGAAAAGGAGGUGGUAGCCUAUUUAAUUAUUGUGCGAAUUCAAGGUGUCAUUUUGUUGCCCGUCAGGCGCGAUUAAAUACUGGAGCAGUGCUCGCGGACAUCGUAGCCAGAAAGAAGUCGGACACCAACCAGAAAAAAAAAAUCCGCACACACACACACAAAAAAAGGAACUAAGAGCUAUUUUUGGUAUGUCUCAAGAACCUCCCAGCGUGGAGGACACAACAAUUAUAUGAUGAAGUGGAGAUUAAUAGCGAAAAGCAAACAGCAGUCGGCAGGUGUUGAUCAGCCAAACAUGGGCUUAAUUCUCAGGAAAGAAGUGAGCUCGAUAAAAUUACGCUUUCGAGGCUGACAAUGCGUGGCUUAAAAAGAAAUAUUCACCUUUAGCAGCAGCGUACAGAAGGGUCAGCGGUG